Molecule: messenger RNA, 2641 nt
Organism: Sphaeramia orbicularis (orbiculate cardinalfish)
Lineage: Eukaryota; Metazoa; Chordata; Actinopteri; Kurtiformes; Apogonidae
Product: WAP, Kazal, immunoglobulin, Kunitz and NTR domain-containing protein 2-like
Exons: 2
Coding region: 98-1834 (578 amino acids)
Biological process (GO): transforming growth factor beta receptor signaling pathway
Cellular component (GO): extracellular region
Molecular function (GO): serine-type endopeptidase inhibitor activity; receptor antagonist activity; transforming growth factor beta binding
Source: RefSeq, a predicted model, not a curated record
GAAAUUAUUUCACUGCCUGAUCACAGACAUCUCCAACUUUUAUUUAUUUAUUUGUUUUUAAUCUUCACCACUUGUUGCGUUGUGCUCCGCUCUGGCCAUGUGGUGGAUGCUGUUUCCACGGUGGAUUUGGUUCCUGAUGUGUGUGUCGGUGUGGAUGGAGCUCCAGGUCGGAGUUUUGCCCCACAUCACCUAUUCACACGCGGGGAUCUGCCCCAAUGACAUGAACCCGAACCUGUGGGUGGAUGCCAUGAGUACAUGUACACGGGAGUGUGAGUCUGACCAGGAGUGUGAGACCUUUGAGAAGUGUUGCCAAAAUGUGUGUGGCAAUCGGAGCUGUGUGGCAGCCCGAUAUAUGGACGAAAAGAAAGGCCCGGUGGGAAUGCCCAAAGAAGCAACAUGUGCCAGCUUUAUGUGCACCCAGCAGGGCUCGGAGUGUGACAUCUGGGAUGGGCAGCCGGUCUGCAAAUGCAAAGAUCGUUGUGAGAGGGAGCCUCAUUUCACCUGCGCCUCUGAUGGGAUGACCUACUACAACAAAUGCUACAUGGACGCAGAGGCGUGCUCCAAAGGUAUCACCCUGUCUGUUGUCACCUGCCGCUUCCACCUCACCUGGCCCAACACCAGCCCCUCGUUGCCCCAGGCAACCACUCUCCGUCCUACCACUGCGCCUCUCCAGGCCACUAUCCCUCCUCCUACUGAACCUCAGCCACCUGCUGUGGUCAGCAGUCCCUCUCACCAGACUAUAAAUGUUGGCGACACAGCCAGCUUUUUGUGUGACGUGAUUGGUCGUCCAAGGCCUGACAUCACUUGGGAAAAGCAGCAGCCAGAGGGCACUGAUCGGGUAGUCAUGAGGCCCAAUCAUGUACGAGGUAACAUGGUGGUCACUAACAUCGGUCAGCUGGUAAUCUAUAAUGCUGAGCCACAUGACUCGGGGGUCUACACCUGCACAGCCCAGAAUCCAUCUGGUUCAGUGCAGGCCCACCACCCACUCACUGUGUUGCCCACAGAACCAUCAAAGAGCCCAGAAGUUAAGAAUGUGACCCGCUGCCUGCCUGAAGAGUGUCAAAAGCCUUCUGAUGCCCCAGAGGACUGUGGGAGUGAGAUGGAGAAAGUCAGCUGGUACUAUGAACCCAAAACCAACAACUGCCUGUCCUUCACACACUGUCACAGCAACACCAAUGAAAACGAGCCAAAGAAGGUGUUUGACAUGUAUGAAGAGUGCAUGCAGUGCUGUGGUCCAGAACUGUCAGGACCCUGUGGCCUCCCCAGCCUGCAGGGCCCCUGUAAGGCCUAUGAGCCACGAUGGGCCUACAGCAGCACCCUGCGCCAGUGUCAGUCCUUCAUAUAUGGAGGAUGUGACGGCAAUGAUAACAACUUUGAAUCCAAAGAAGCAUGUGAGGAGAUGUGCCCCUACCCAAAAAACCACCACUGCAAAGCCUGCAAGCCAAGAGGCAAGAUGGUGACCAGCUUCUGCAGGAGCGACUUUGUCAUUCUGGGUCGCAUGACGGAGCUGAUAGAGGAGAGGGACUCAGGCCAUGCCCUUGUGACUGUGGAAGAGAUCCUCAAAGAUGAAAAGAUGGGUCUUCGUUUCUUUGGCAAGGAGCCUCUUGAGGUCACAUUCCUCAACAUGGACUGGAACUGCCCCUGCCCUAACAUCACAGGCGCCGCAGCUGAGGGCCAGGUCAUCAUCAUGGGCAAUGUAAACGAUGGUAUGGCCGUCCUACAGCCAGAGAGCUUUGUGGGUAUUUCCAGUCCUCGCCGGGUACGGAAGCUGAAAGAAGUCAUCUCCAAAAACACGUGUGACAUUCUCAAAGCUAUCACCAACAGUCCACUGUAGGUUUAGGGUGUUUUAUACAGAACUGGCAUUAAAAACCUUACCUGACUGCAAAUACAAUAACUUGUUAUCUUCUGAACAUUUAUUGCAGUAAUGUUUUAUUUGUAGAGACCAUUUGUGCUUCACUCUAUGGAUUUCUUUCUGUUUCUGGAAGAAUUCGAGAAAUCAACAGUCUCUCAUUUGACAUUUUGUAUAUUUCUUUGUAUGGCCUGUGGAGCUUCUCUGUUAUGUGUACUCUUUGGUGUUGUUAAUUGAAAUACCACAUAUGUGAACACAGAAGACAUCCAUCAUGAUACUCUUGUUUCCUUAAUCCCCAAGACUCCAUCUUCCCUCAUGCCCUCAUUUGUCUAGAGCAGAAAUGGAGGUUGCAGACUUGCACUAAAGCACUAAGCAGACACAACCAAGCUCAAUUUGUUUGUACAUAUUUUGAUCAUCACAAUUUUCUUUCUCAUACAUCCUUCCUUCCUCUUAUAUGGCACUUUGAAUAUGUAAACAUGCAGCAGUUUUAUGUGUUGGUGUUCUCUUAAGAUUUCUUGUGUUACAUAACCAGCACUUGCACAGAGAGUUGCACAUACAGUAUAAAAAAAGAUGGAGUUGGUUCAUGCAAAUGAAUGAGCUGUAAUAUAUUGUGUUAAUCACUACAUUCUCAGUCAAUCUUACUGCAGAUUUCUUUGUGCCUUUCAUUUUGGCUAUUUAUUAUCAUUUAAGCUUGUCUUUUGUCUUAUUUUUGUACUUCACAUCCACUGAAAUGAUGUGAUAUUUUGAAUCAUGUUGUGUAAUUUGUUAAGAAAAUAAAGAUUUGUAAUUUUC